AUGCCAAACUCUUCACCGGGUCGCCACUCUAACCGGGCUUUCCGCCUUGGAGCCGAUGACUUGGAAUUAGAGACAUCAUUCGGGAGUUUUCCAACGCCGGAUCCGUUGGGACAUCUUCUUAAUCGUGACAUCAACGAGCACUCACCGCUGAUCUUGGAGCGUAUUCGCGAGGAGAGCGAAGAUGAUACCAGUGGACCUCUAUCCGUUGAAAGCAACACGUCUUCAAAUGAACGACUCCCAGCAUCCAUUGAUAUUUUCUCUAUCAUUGAUGACAGUGAAGAAUGGAAGCCAACGGCUAGAUUCUGCCGCUAUGAAUGGGAUGUUGAAGGAUUCGACAAUCAUCUUGGAUGCGCUCACGUUCCGAUUAUGCCAAUGGAGACGUACCAAGCUCUUCAGAUAAUACUUGGAAAAGUUAUCAUUCAUCGUCAUGUCGAGUUUUGUGGAAUUGGAGGCUUGAUUUAUUACAUCGAAAAGAACAUUACUGAUCCAGAUUUUCCGAAUCUGGGUGAAACGAUCAAAUGUCUUCUUGAAAACAGAGUAGCUAAAGUUGAAAUGGAUGAGUCGAAGCGCAUGAAUAGAAGAAUGAACUCGUCUUCUCAAUCGUUGCAUGUCGACCAAUCGAUCUCCAAUCCUCCAGGUAAUUUGAAUUUAGUCUGUGUUUUCAUAAACUCUUUUUUCUUUUCAGCAAGAAUCCCACGGAAUCUCAUCUCGGAACCAAACAAUUUGGCUAGCAUGGACACACAUCCAGAGAGAAGAUUGGCCCCAUCCAAAUCAGGACUUCGUUUUGGUGCUUCUUUUGUCAGACCUCCACCCCUCGACUUCACUGAUUCCGAUGAGGAGAGUGAUCAGAGUCCAGAACAUAGUAUUCUCAUUUGUGGAGCUGUUGAAGAGGCUACCGUAUGCCGUCUUGUGGCUAUCCGAUUUGAAGAAGCCAUUGUGAUGAAAGACAUCAACCCAAAACGCAAAAAGCCAACAAGAACUCUCUAUUUCUUGCUUGGCCCAAACUUGCCAGAACACUCGUACCUGGAUCUCGGCCGCGCAUUCGCCACUAUCGUCUCUAACCCGGUUAGUUUUGUAUCGGUCGUUUGCCAGGCAGUGCAAAAAGUAUCUAACGCCGCAUUCGAAACUUUGAGAUAUCCAGAACUUCUCCCAAAAGCAGUUGACCGUUUCCUCGCGGAGACCGUCGUUAUCGCCCCGGGUAAAAUCCUCAGCAAAAACUACAUUUCCGGAGAACAAGUUCGGCGUGUUGUCAACAUGCAAUCGGAGAAAAAAGAGCGAUCGACAUCUAUGAGCGUUGUCCGCCCAUCAGAUGUCGAUGUUGAUAUCGAAAAGAAUGAAACUAAAAAAGAACCUGUUGAAGUGACAGGCUCAAGGCCUUACUUCCUUGGAAUGAGGCAAGAUAUUAAGAAUCGCUCAAAGUAUUUUUGGUCGGAUUACACUGAUGGAUUAAACUGGUCAAUGAUUACUGUCGUCGCUUAUAUGUUUGCCGUUACUGUCGUUCCAACUCUCACGUUUGGAGCUAUCUUAGAAUUGGGAACGCAAGGCGCUCUUUCCGUCAAAAGUUGUCUCUUUAGUCAAGCUUUCUCCGGCUUGAUAUGGUCGCUUUUUGCUGCUCAACCUCUUCUCAUCAUGUCUCCGACCGGACCAUUUUUGGUUUUUGAGAAAGCAUUGUCUAAGUGUGCCGCUUCCUGGGAUUAUGACUACAUUGAAGUCAGGGUCUACGUCGGAAUGUGGCUCUUCCUCUUCACGAUUCUCGGAACUUCGGUCAACUGCGCUAGAUUCAUUCGCUAUGUCACGGUUUUCACAGAGGACAUCUUCUGCUGUCUGAUAUCUGUCAUCUUUUUCACUGAAGUCGAAGAGUUCUUGAUGCGCGUAAGUGUAUUGUUUCAGUUUAUUAAUACUACAGUAACAUUUUUUCAGCAAUAUGAAGAAAACCCCAUUGUGAAUCUCGAGUAUUAUACGACGAAAGCGGCUAAUUGCACAGGAGAUCCAACUAGUUGCUCCCUUCCUGCACCAAACUCGUUUUUGAUCCAAACCAUCCUUCUGGUACUCUCUAUUGCAAUUUUCCAUUAUCUGAGACAAGUUGGAAUUUCAAACUUUUUUGGAAGAAAGCUCCGGAAUCUGUGCAAUAAUUUUGGAGGAAUCUUCGCAGUUGUCUUUGUCAGCAUUUUGUACCAUUUUCUAUUCAGCAACGUGAAAGUUGCUAUGGUUCAAAUUUCAGACACACAAAAUACUACUUCGUACAUGUACGGUUUUCUAGUCAUCCCAAAACUAGCUCCAGACGCUUUUCUGAUCGGAGGAUCCUUUAUGGCUGCUGUUUUCCUUUACGUGUUAAUUUUCGUGGAGGCGGAAAUUCCAGAACAAAUGGCAUUAAGAAAUAAGAGAAAGCUUAGAAAAGGAGGCGGACUUCACUGGGAUCUGAUCGUCGUUGGAUUUUGCACACUGUUCAGUUCAUUCACAGGUCUUCCCUGGAUGUGUCCAGCUGCAGUUCAAUCUUUGGCUCACAUCACCGCAUGCACCGAAUACGAAAAGACACAAAGAGGAGAACCAAAAAAAAUCAAAAGGGUCCUCGAGCAACGUGUUUCUGGAAUCGCCACCUAUAUUCUUCUUCUCGCAUUUGCUUUUUAUGGUCAUUUCUUGGCUAUUCCAUCUGCGGCAAUCUUUGGAGUCUUCUUCUAUUUGGGAGUCCGAAAUCUCGAGGGAAACCAGAUGAUUCAACGAGCUUCUCUGGUGUGCUACCUGCCCAAAAAUCGUGGUUCCCACAAGUUCUUAGAUUUGGCUCCGUUCUGGGUUGUUCAAUCAUACACGGUCCUCCAAAUCAUCUUCGUUUGUGGGAUGUAUGUAGUGAAAAGCAAGCCAACGCUUGGUGUCCUGUUCCCUUUAUUCCUCGUUAUCACCGCAUUCUUCGUUGCUGAAGUUCUUCCAAGAGUCUACGAUGAAAAACUUCUCGAAGCGCUUGAUGAGGAAGACGAAGAGAUAGAUAAAAACGAGGAUGAAGAAAGUGCUGAAGACUUCUAUCACAACGUCAGAAUACCCGUCUAG
This is a messenger RNA of Caenorhabditis briggsae, 3042 nucleotides long. RefSeq names its product Protein CBR-ABTS-4 (gene Cbr-abts-4). NCBI's taxonomy places the organism in Eukaryota, Metazoa, Nematoda, Chromadorea, Rhabditida, Rhabditidae. Gene Ontology annotation, biological process: monoatomic anion transport; transmembrane transport; bicarbonate transport. Gene Ontology annotation, molecular function: solute:inorganic anion antiporter activity. Gene Ontology annotation, cellular component: plasma membrane. The coding region runs from base 1 to 3042 and encodes 1013 amino acids. The transcript is spliced from 17 exons. The record is from RefSeq and is a predicted model, not a curated record.